Molecule: messenger RNA, 3072 nt
Organism: Pocillopora verrucosa
Lineage: Eukaryota; Metazoa; Cnidaria; Anthozoa; Scleractinia; Pocilloporidae
Source: RefSeq, a predicted model, not a curated record
AUGGAUAACACAGAGAGCAUGGAAGUCCCACAUGUUAGGCCUGAAGAAUCAGCCAAUAGUGAACAGACAGAAAUUUUUGAUGUGGGAAAGACUAAAGAUAGUGUAGUGGAAUCAAAUACUAAAGAAUCAGAGCUGGGAGAUGUAGAGACAACAACUCUAUCUGGAACAUCUCAAAAGGAGCCUUGUGAGGAAGUCUUAGAUUCUAAGAACCAAGAAGAUUUGAGCAAUGGGAAAGGUAACUCAGUCCUAACUGAGACAACAAAUCCUCUGGUGAAUGAUAAUUCAUCUGAGAGCAGGGAAUUUGAAGAUGGUGAGGGAAAUGUUACAGAUUCAGUGGUAGAUAAUCAGGAGAGAAGCCAAGAAGGUGAAGGGCAAGAUCCAGGCACUUGUGAUGAUGCAGGAGCACAAUCAAAAGACAAAACACUCAAAAUUACAGAGACGUUGGAAAACAACAGAGAAAAUGUUAGCAACUUAGACAGACAAGAGAUGAGUCCCAUUGACUCACUAAUGGCAAUUUCUAACAAGCACUGCCUCAGUGCAGCAAAGGGGGAGUCUGCACCAUCAUCUCCAGUAGAAUGCUAUACCAGUGAGUCUUCUUUAUACUCUGAUUCUGAUGGUGAGAAUGCUGGAUCAUUGAAGAAAGAAUCAAAGUUGCUCUCACGUGGGUCUGUGCAGGGAGCAAGUGCCAGUGAAGAGCUGCUUGAAUGCGACAUGACAAACACAGAGAAACAGAGGGUUUCUCUAGAUGAAACUCUAGAAUCAGUGAAAGAUGGCUUGAACCAUUCUGAAGCAUCUCAAAAGGAUCUGAGUGGUGACAAAGUCGUCCAUUGUAAUAACAUGGAGGAAAUGAGCACUAAAAGAGACAACGACACUGGUGUACCUAUCCCAGAUAUUGGUGUUAUCACUGAUAGUAAGGAAAGUAGCAAGGGAAAUGUUGAAGAGUCCAAAGAGCAAGAUGUGGAAACUACAACCAAAGGAGACAAGUGCCUUGUUAUCAGUCUAAUGAAGCUUAUGGCUAUCUGUUGUGUAAAAUCUAACCCUACAGAACCAGUGCUUGCAAGUGUAGAAAUGACAACCUGUCCUGAAGCAUCUCAAAAGAAUCCCAGUGGUGAUGAAGUGGUAGAAUAUAAUGACCUGGAGAAUUUGAGCACUGAUAAAUGUGGAACUGGUGUCCCUACAGCAAUGCCUCCUAACAUGUCCUCAAUUCCUCCACAAGCUGGUGUUAUCACCAUUAGUAAGGAAGAUAACAAGGUAAACUUAUUUAAACAAACAAGAAGUCUAAUGAAGCUUAUGGCCAUCUGUUGUGUAAAAUCUAACCCUACAGAACCAGUGCUUGCAAGUGUAGAAAUGACAACCUGUCCUGAAGCAUCUCAAAAGAAUCCCAGUGGUGAUGAAGUGGCAGAAUGUAAUGACCUGAAGAAUUUGAGCACUGAUAAAUGUGGAACUGGUGUCCCUACAGCAAUGCCUCCUAACAUGUCCUCAAUUCCUCCACAAGCUGGUGUUAUCACCAUUAGUAAGGAAGAUAACAAGGGAAACUUUGAGAAGUCCAAUGUGCAUGAUAAGGAAACUGUAACCAAAGAAGAACCAGUGCUUGCAAGUGUAGAAAUGACAACCUGUCCUGAAGCAUCUCAAAAGAAUCCCAGUGGUGAUGAAGUGGCAGAAUGUAAUGACCUGAAGAAUUUGAGCACUGAUAAAUGUGGAACUGGUGUCCCUACAGCAAUGCCUCCUAACAUGUCCUCAAUUCCUCCACAAGCUGGUGUUAUCACCAUUAGUAAGGAAGAUAACAAGGGAAACUUUGAGAAGUCCAAUGUGCAUGAUAAGGAAACUGCAACCAAAGAAGAACCAGUGCUUGCAAGUGUAGAAAUGACAACCUGUCCUGAAGCAUCUCAAAAGAAUCCCAGUGGUGAUGAAGUGGUAGAAUGUAAUGACCUGAAGAAUUUGAGCACUGAUAAAUGUGGAACUGGUGUCCCUACAGCAAUGCCUCCUAACAUGUCCUCAAUUCCUCCACAAGCUGGUGUUAUCACCAUUAGUAAGGAAGAUAACAAGGGAAACUUUGAGAAGUCCAAUGUGCAUGAUAAGGAAACUGCAACCAAAGAAGAACCAGUGCUUGCAAGUGUAGAAAUGACAACCUGUCCUGAAGCAUCUCAAAAGAAUCCCAGUGGUGAUGAAGUGGUAGAAUAUAAUGACCUGGAGAAUUUGAGCACUGAUAAAUGUGGAACUGGUGUCCCUACAGCAAUGCCUCCUAACAUGUCCUCAAUUCCUCCACAAGCUGGUGUUAUCACCAUUAGUAAGGAAGAUAACAAGGGAAACUUUGAGAAGUCCAAUGUGCAUGAUAAGGAAACUGCAACCAAAGAAGAACCAGUGCUUGCAAGUGUAGAAAUGACAACCUGUCCUGAAGCAUCUCAAAAGAAUCCCAGUAGUGAUGAAGUGGUAGAAUGUAAUGACCUGGAGAAUUUGAGCACUGAUAAAUGUGGAACUGGUGUCCCUACAGCAAUGCCUCCUAACAUGUCCUCAGUUCCUCCAGAAGCUGGUGAUACCACCAUUAGUAAGGAAGAUAACAAGGGAAACUUUGAGAAGUCCAAUGUGCAUGAUAAGGAAACUGCAACCAAAGAAGUUGCAGAAAAAUCAGAAGUCACCAAUGAAGUGACGACUACAAGCACAACAGAAACAGACCCACAUGGUACAAUAACUGUUAUGAACAACCUGGAUGAACAAAUAAUACUUCCUCCUGAAAAGGAAAAGUCUGUUCGACAAAUUGAAAGCACCAAUUCUAACGGAUUAUCUCCUGUCGAAAGCAAGUCAGAAUUGAAUAGUUUUGAUGGAGAUAAAAGCCCCGAAGCAUUCAUCCAAUCUCAAAUUCCAGAAACAAUCAUUGAAGGAACAUCCUCCACAAUCAAUUCAAAAGACAGUGAAAUGCUUCCAGCUGGAAUUGGAAAUGUAAAAACACAACUAAAAGUAAGUGAAGAUUCUGAGGAGUCCUGUCCUGUGGAAAAAACAAGUGAAUCUGAUGUUAACAAAGGCAUUGUUUCAGAGGAAGAGGAAAGUGCCAGUGUAGGAUCAUGGGGAAUCUGA